Orbicella faveolata is the source of this 1802-nucleotide messenger RNA. RefSeq lists its product as uncharacterized. NCBI's taxonomy places the organism in Eukaryota, Metazoa, Cnidaria, Anthozoa, Scleractinia, Merulinidae. The record is from RefSeq and is a predicted model, not a curated record.
GGCAAACAUAAGCGGUUGAGCGUCUUUUUGUUUCAACAAUAUUUCAUCGACAAAACAGGACUACGUUUGAGCUUUCAAUUCCAUACCGUCACUUUCUUCAUUUUCUCCGAAGCCGAUGACCUCACAAGAUGUUCAUAACUGUACGGUUUGCAGAUGAUAAAACCGAACUUUUUAAUCCGAACUGUAGAAACUGCCUUCUGCUGAGCAAUAUCAAGGAGAGAUGUGAUUGCGAAGAUGAUGAUUUUAUUGACCUUUCUGAUGAGAGUGGCUCACUGAAAAAUCUUCAAAGUCAUCCCCUGGAUUACGGGACAAAAUAUUUGAAUGAAAGAGAGAUUCUCAUUCUUGUAAAAGGAGAAAAAACAGAAGGAGAUAAUAUGACGUUUGUGCCUCUGUUGGAGGGAAUGGAAACGAAUAAGGCGUUCCUAGAGCGGCUAAAUCCACCACCACCAAAACCCGAGAAAAUGCGCUCGCCAACAAGAGACUCGCCGAGCAGGCUACAAACUGACGGAGCACGUGGGAAAAGAGCCUCACUAGCGCCAAGGCCUAAACAGGGUCAAUUAGCACCUCCAGUUAGCUCAUCACGAGGUCUGUCCCCUGGGAGGAGGGGCAGUAGAAUGAGGAGUCAGAGCGUGCAACUCGCCCAAGCUCCACUUAGUGCCUCAUUUAAUGGCGCAAGACGGGCCCGAUAACAUGUGGAAAUUUAUUGGAGCUUCAUUGAGCGACUUCGAGUCUUCGGCGUGGAAGGCGUCGAGCACCAUUCCAUAGAGGCCUGGAUCAGAACAAAGUUUUUGGGCGUAAAUGUUUCAAAAUGGAAUGGUGAAACUUUCUUUUGUUUAUUUGGUGACGUUGAGUCAAACAAAUAACGUGCCUGAAUUCCCCAUAAAAGACUGAUAAAAAGGAUUCGUCAUCCUUCAUGUUCUUUUUUUCAUGAAGAAGUAACGUAACAUUCAAGAACAAUAUAACUUGAGUUUCAUUUGGUAAAGUAACAGACUAAUGCAAACUGAAAGAUCACCUUAGCUUCCUCUCUCCACUUUUCCUUUCCUAAUUACAAGACAUUUAAAUAUCCUUAUCACCCUAAAUAACGCACGCUUACACGAUAUAUAUCAAUAAAUAUCAUAAGUGACAAAUAAAUAACUUGAGUCCUGUUUUGCAGUAUUUCUAUCUAUUCAUUGUACUUUAUGUUCUGUAUAUAAUUUAUGUAUUUACAUGGUUUCAUCUGCCACCGUAUAAACAUUUCAUUUUGUCAGGGCUGAACAUUUUGGAGAAAAAUUAUCUAACGAUAAUUGUCUAUCGAGAGGUUAUUUUGUUGUUUUGGAACAAAAUUUCGAGGUUAGUGACCCAAAAAUUGACUCUUCAUACAGUGAUUUCCUUAUUGCACUUUUUCGGUCUACGAAAUGUAAGAAUCUCAAAAAGAAAAAGAAUAAACUGCUGGCAUCGUUCAUUGUGAUAGUGUAUAAGGCCAUGGCCAGAAAUAUUCGCCAGUAGGUCGGUAGGUUAAACAAAAGAAAAAGCUGAGAAUCAAAGAACUACGGACGUGUGAGUAUUACGGACAACUCACUUGGUCCUGAAGAAUAUCCAGAGUUCAUAAAUUUUCUUUAUCUCUAUACUCAAUACGGACACCUCCAUAGAACAGACACUAUACGCUCGAGACCUUCUGUGUCCGUAUUAAGGCCCAAUCAAUCAAGCCUUGAUUAUAUCUGGCCUGUGAUCCAUUUUCAUACGAGCCAAAUUUGUUCGGUUGGGCGAUGAGAAACUAAACAUUUUAUAGCGCCGACCGAAGAUAUAUAUUAUUACCAUGAAAA